GGCGGUGGCAGGGGCGUAGCGCGGUGAGUGCUGGUGAUGGAGGCCGGCACCGAGGCGGAGCCGCUGUUGCCCCCACGGAGCUGGCGAACGGGCCGGGGGCUCUGGAGGGCCGGUGCCCCCACUGCCGCCGAGGACGGUACUGGUGAUAAUGACCUUCAUAUAAACCAAGCUGUAGUAUUCAUUGAAGAUGCAAUACAGUAUCGAUCUAUAAAUCACCGUGUGGACUCCAAAUCCCUGUGGCUUUAUCGAUGGUAUUACUCAAGAACUUGCCAGUGGUUUUUGAGUUUAACCAUCACUAUAAUCCUGGCUUUGGCUUUCAUUGAAAACCCUUCUUCGCUUACUGUCACAUCGGAUGUACGAUACCGCCUUCCUGCGUGGAAUCCUCCGUGUGGCCUAACGGAAAGCAUUGAGCUCCUUUGCUUUCUUGUAUUCACAGUUGAUGUAUCUGUGAAGAGUUACUUAAUUGGAUGGGCAGAAUUUUGGAAAAAUAAAUGGCUAAUGGCAUAUAUACUGACUUUAGUUAUUUCCCUUGCUGAUUGGAUAGUUUCGCUGAGUUUUUUUUGCACAGAGAGUGUGAGAAUAAGAAGAAUUCUUCGGCCUUUCUUUCUGCUUCAGAAUUCUUCUAUGAUGAAGAAAACAUUAAAAAGUAUCAACAGCACGUUGCCUGAAAUGGGGAGUGUUGUUCUUCUUCUAGCUGUUCAUUUGUCUCUCUUUGCCAUGUUUGCCAUGCUGCUGUUUGCUCGAACAAAGGAUGGCCAACAGGAUAAGGAGUGGGUGGGAUAUUUCCGGAAUUUGCCAGAUUCACUGACAUCGCUGCUGGUCCUGCUGACUACUGCAAAUAAUCCUGAUGUGAUGAUUCCUGCAUAUUCUAAGAAUCGAGCAUAUUCAAUCUUCUUCAUACUUUUCACUGUAUUAGGCAACUUAUUUUUAAUGAACUUGCUUACAGCAAUAAUAUACAACCAGUUUCGAGGUUACCUUCUGAAAUCAGUUCAGUCCUCCCUCUUCAGGAGGCGACUGGGAAUCCGGGCCGCAUUUGAAGUGCUUUCUUCCCUCAGAGAGACUCCUACUAAUGCACAACAGUUGCACGUUGGCACUGGGGCCUUACUACAGGUGCUGCAGAAAGUUGAAAUGGAUUCUCGUUGCAAGCAAGCCAUUGUGAGAUCGCUCAAAACAUGCUCCUGUGAUGAGCUGUCAGCUGCCCAGUUUCAGAAGCUCUUUGAAGAACUAGACAAAGAUGCCAUUAAGCAACAUCCUCCCAGCCCGGAGUACCAAUCCCAAUUUAUGCAGAAAAUGCAGUUUGCCUUUGGCCAUCCCUAUUUUGGGUAUCUGGGGAAUGUUGUAGCCCUUGCAAACAUUGUUUCUAUCUGUGUGGUUUUGGUGAUGGAUGCAGAUAAGCAGCCAUCCAAAAGAGAUGACUUCUUCCUGGGGGCUAUCAACUGCUUCUUUAUCCUAUACUAUCUGCUGGAAAUGUUGUUAAAAAUCCUAGCAAUGGGCUUAAAAAGAUACUUGUCCUACCCAAGCAAUAGAUUUGAUGGACUUCUGACUGUAAUUUUGCUGGUUUUGGAGGUUGCUACUUUUGCUCUCUAUGGAUUUCCUCAUCCUGGUUGGAGACCCGAGUUCAUGGGCUUAUUGUCCCUGUGGGAUAUGGUGCGAUUGGCGAACAUGUUAAUUGUGUUCAGGUUCUUGCGGAUUAUUCCUAAUAUGAAGUUCAUGGCUUUGGUUGUUACUACGUUGCUGGAUCUGGUAAAAAACUUGAGAGCCUUUGCAGGAAUUCUUGUGGUGGUUUUCUAUGCAUUUGCUAUAUCUGGCAUAAUGCUAUUUAAAGAUGCUAUUGUUCCCUUUGGAAAUAUCAGUGCUAUCAAUACAACAUAUGAUAAUGGAACUCUACAGUGUGGGACCUAUGAACAGUUGGAAUAUUGGCCAAACAACUUUGAUGACUUUGCUGCAGCAGUGGUGACCCUCUGGGAUGUGAUGGUGGUGAACAACUGGCAAGUGUUUCUGGAAGCAUUUUCAAGAUACUCAAGUCCGUGGGCAAAAAUAUAUUUUGUAGCCUGGUGGCUGAUCUCUUCUGUCAUCUGGGUUAAUCUCUUUGUAGCUUUACUUCUAGAGAACUUUAUUCACAAGUGGGACCGUCGCUGUCAUCGAGAGCCUCUUUCAGACAUUGAAUACCAGAGGACAGUUGAUCUCAUGUUCAGAGAUGUUUUGGAAGAACCUACAGAGGAAGAGCUGAUGGAAAAACUGCACCAGCAUCCACACCUGCAGUUGUGUAGGUGACUGCUGGAAAGGACUGACUUAAUUAGACCUCUGUUUUCUUGAGGUUGUCAGCUGGAAGAAACUGUAUGGAUUUUCUGGGAGGUGCUGUUAGGAGAGAGGCUUGUAGGACAGCAUGUGAGGUUUGGCUUGUCAAUUCACUGCAGAAAGAGGGUUUUAUUUCUGGUUCAUCUCUUUCUUUUUUCUUUUUUCAUUUUUUUUUUAAUGUGAAAAAACUGAAUCUUGCUGAUUGGAUUUGAUUUUAAGUUGCGAUUUUAGCAGAGUUUUGCAGCUGUUAUUUUUAUAAACUGCUGAUAUCUGAACAUUUUAUUUUUUAUUUAAGGAAGAAGGGAAAGUGUGUUUAAAAUGACUAUGCACUUUAAAACAUGAACUUUAUAACCACUGAGUCUGCUACUUCUUUCAUCACAAGAAAAUGGAACUGCCUUUUCUGGUAGGCCUGCACGGCAAAGACUAUACUCUGCAGUUCAGGAAUGGAUUAAGCAGGACCAGAACAAAAUCCGUAAGCUUUUUGCAGUGAGAGUUGAAACACUAUUUUUAUUGAAAUGAGACACCAGCAUAUCUUACCACCUCCUGAAAAUCUAUUAAUCAUGUCAGAACACAAUCUCUUUGUUUUUGAUCAAGGGUUGCAUCAUGCUGGUAACUUUGUGAGCAGUUAGAACUUCAAACAAAUCAAUUGCACUUGUGGUUUUCGGUGUGGUAAAAUAGAGCUCUCCUUUAGAGUAAGUAUUCUCAUGUUGCUUUUUAGUGAACCUUUUCCUUCUACUUUCUCCCAAGUCCUGUUCUACACUGUCUUAUAUUCUGUGAAAAAGCUGAGGGGAAUGAACUUUGGCUGGAAUGUAGCACUGUGAGUCUCUUGCUUCAGGGUUGGGGGGAGAAGAAGAAGGGUAGAAAAAAAUGUUGAAUGGAAUAAUCAAAGUGCUUAGCAGUUCAAAUUUUCCUAUGUGUCUGUGGGAAUUGAAAGGGCUCAACCACUGUUGCAAGAUCACAUUCUUUUCUGGCUUAAUGAAUGACAUGCUGAAUUCCACUCACUUUCACUUGGGUAAUGCUUUUUAGGUAAAGAACAUUGUCAACAAAUCUAAAGUGGAGAAUGAACAGUAAGCCAUGGCCAUUUCCUCUAAAAAAGGUGUGGGUGCCUGAAUCUUUGUCCCAUAAGUAGUAAAUCACUAUGAAGAAUAGAAUCAAUCUGAACUACAGUUUCUGUGUGUAAAAAUGAAACUACACUUUGGGGUACUGCCUUCUCGUUAAGAUGCUGAUCACCAAAAUUGACGUUUCUUGUGAUGUUCUCAGCAUUGAUAAAAGCACAGACACUUUUCCUCCUCUUCAUCCUACCAUCUUUUCCUUUUUUCCUGCAUAAGGGAGAGAAAAUGCUUGGUAUGCUGGUGCAUUUGAUCUCAAAACCAUAGCUUUGUGUUGUUGUCUCACUGUUUAGAAGUUGCAUAGUGAUUCUUGUCUCCUGUAUCUUCAGCUUCUAUUUGCAUUAUGCUGCGGAACAAAAUGUGUUGCAGCUUGCAUGUAUGUAGCAAUCUGAAUGGAGCUGUGUGCUACUCCUGCAGUCUUUCUUUACUCUUGUAAGCUUGCCCUUAAGCCAUCCUCUUGUAUAUGUUUGGUCUCUUGUUUCUGUACCAGAACAAUCCACCCACUAACUCACUUGCACUGGUUUCUGAGGUGUUACCAUGCUUAUUUUCAGCCAUGCACUUGCAACACACAUUGUUGCAAGUAGAUAGAAGCAUUGAUCCACAUUUUCUUUUUGCUAGAUUUGAGUUUUUGUUCCGUGUAGCUUUACAUCAAGAUGGUUUCUGUGCCUAGGAUGAUGUCAUCACUGCCAGCAAUUAAUUGGCACUUACUAGCAGAGGUUAAAUAGUCUAUUUUACCUUUCUACUAAGAAAUACUAUUUUUAAUGUCCAUUUUUCUAAAUACUUGAAGUAGCUUUGCCUUGCCAAAAAGGAUGUGGCCAGUUCUUAUUAGCUUGCAAGCUUAAUUGUUUUUGUUUAUUAAGAUUGUUUGGGUUUUUGUGUUUAUUUUGGGAUUUUUUUUAUUAUUUUUUUUAUCAUUACAUUCCACUGCAGUCUACCAAAGCAGUGCAAAUCAGUGUGGGAUUAUCUUAAACAUCACAAAUGUCUUCAUUAUGCAGCCUUUCCAUCUGGACAAAUGUAAAGAAGACUUUCUGAAUGGAAUUGUCUUAGUCUUGUUCUUGUUUCACGUUUAAUUGCCUGAAAGUAUAACUAAAAUUUAACACAGAAUUGUGGUACCUGAUGUCACUUGAACUGGAAGAUGUAAAUGACCACAGGUCUUAUGCAAUAAUUGUAUAAAUCAUGAAAAUGAAUGUAUGUAACUGGGUGAAC
Melopsittacus undulatus (budgerigar) is the source of this 4613-nucleotide messenger RNA. It is a transcript of the gene TPCN2, whose product is annotated as two pore segment channel 2. Bases 37 to 2274 code for a protein of 745 amino acids. Gene Ontology annotation, molecular function: ligand-gated sodium channel activity; intracellularly phosphatidylinositol-3,5-bisphosphate-gated monatomic cation channel activity; voltage-gated channel activity. Gene Ontology annotation, cellular component: lysosomal membrane. Lineage: Eukaryota; Metazoa; Chordata; Aves; Psittaciformes; Psittaculidae. Gene Ontology annotation, biological process: endocytosis involved in viral entry into host cell; transmembrane transport; monoatomic ion transport. The transcript has 25 exons. The record is from RefSeq and is a predicted model, not a curated record.